AUGGACAGGUUUGUGACCAGCCCCAAAAUAUUUCUCAUGGGAGGUCACUGUUCCUACCCUCCUCUCGUCGACCACGCGGACCGAAAGCCUCAGCGCGAGUUCCCAGUCGGGACAACCGUGACCUACUCCUGCAGAUCCGGGUACACUUUGCUCCCCGAAGUCUCUCCAACAACUACUUGCCUUAAAAAUUUCACGUGGUCGGCAAUCCCGAAGCUUUGCCGGAAGGCGCGGUGUCCCAGCCCGGCCCCCCGCCACGGCAGAGAGCUCGGCCCCGGCAAAGCCGAAUACGCCUUUGGGGACCAGGCGGAGUUUCAGUGCGACCCCGGCUACGUGCUGAGGGGCAACCAGAGGAUCCAGUGCUGGUCCGACGGGACGUGGAGACCCCCCGUGCCGUACUGCGACAAGGACUGUGGCCCCCCUCCAAAAAUCGCCAACGGGCAGCACUCUGCCUCGGGACAGGAGCAGUUUCCCUACGGCUUAGAAGUCAAGUACAGCUGUGCGGAGGGUCUGUCCCUCAUCGCCUCCGUCUACUGCCCCUCCGCCGACGGGGUGAACCUGGCGUGGAGCGGACCUGCCCCGGCGUGCAGGGUUCUGUGUCCACAACCACAAGUGGCCAAUGGAAGGCUGAAAAGCACUUCAGACAGUAAAACGUGGUACCAAACAAAUGCGACCGUUGCUUUUGAAUGCCUGAAGGGAUACCACUUUUCCAACGACGGAGACCUGUCUUCUGCAGACUCUUGGACAGCCACGUGCUUGCCGGAUGGCAGCUGGACACCGCUGCCCAAGUGUAAGGAAGAUGAUGCUGAUGUAUGCGAAGAGAUUCAUCAUAUUAAAGAGGUCUUUGAAUGCGGUGUGCCUUUAGCAGAAGUGAAAAAUCUGCUGGAAAUACAAAAACUGGUUUUGGAGAUUAAAAAGCUAAAGGGGGAACUAGAAAACUUGAACGAUGAUGAGCACCCCAGCAGCUUCCCCGUCGGCUCCAGGGUGACGUACGCGUGCGUCGAAGGCACCAUCAAAAUCCCCGGGAGGUCGGACACAGUGGAGUGCCUGCCCGGCCCGCGCUGGUCCAAGCUGCCCGAGCCCUGCGGCCGGAGCUGUGCUGCCCCGACAAGGCUGCGGUUUGCUGCCCUGUCCAAGGCAGACGAGAGGAUUAAUUUCUUUCCUGUUGGGACCAAUGUGAGCUACGUCUGCCGGCCCGGCUACGAGAACACCUCGGAAAGUUCCCCCACCAGCACCUGCCUGGACAGCCUGGCGUGGUCGGAAGCUGCGGAGCUCUGCAGGACGAUUACCUGCUCUCCACCUCCUCAGAUCGGCAAUGGAAAGCACAGCGGCGCAGGAGCAGAGAAAUUUGUGUAUAACUCCACAGUGACUUACAGCUGCGAGGCUGGCUUCCAGCUGGUCGGCGAGGCGAGCAUCCGCUGUACGAGCAGCGACGGGACGGACGCGGCCUGGAGCGGAGCCGUGCCGGAGUGCAAAGGUUCCCGUGGAAAUGGCAUCCAGCCAUCCAAGAAGGCUCUCACAUGGGAAAGGAAGCUCAGCCUUUAUAAAAAGUCACUCCAGAACACCGUCUCCUUCUCCCAUUCUGCUUCGUUCUCCAGGACACCAGGCCACAUGAAAGAUAAAAGCUGCCCGUGGUCUGUGUAUCUGCUAAUCUCAUGCUGCGAAGGAGCUGCGUCCGCGUUCCGCGCGGAGCAAGGCAGCUCCAUCACGCUGCGGGCGGGCUGCGAGCACGUCGGCUACGCGCAGACAGGCAGGAGGAACUGCUGA
Opisthocomus hoazin is the source of this 1764-nucleotide messenger RNA. The record is from RefSeq and is a predicted model, not a curated record. Lineage: Eukaryota; Metazoa; Chordata; Aves; Opisthocomiformes; Opisthocomidae.